This is a messenger RNA of Drosophila bipectinata, 1019 nucleotides long. RefSeq lists its product as uncharacterized. The record is from RefSeq and is a predicted model, not a curated record. NCBI's taxonomy places the organism in Eukaryota, Metazoa, Arthropoda, Insecta, Diptera, Drosophilidae.
ACAAAAUAAUCCCAGUGCAUCCCACUCCACCACAAGUCGCGAGAGUUCACCCACGCAGGCAGCACGCAUGUGCGAGCCAGGAGCUUCGAGUGGCGGACUAUCGAUUUUUCCACCACAGUCCAAACGCACAAAGAGCUCUGCUCAACCCUCCUUGUAGAUACCCAUCGCAGGACAAAGGCAGAGCACAGGCCAGCAGCUCUCUCCAGGAAUUUUCGCCAGGACUAAGGGAAUUUGUGACAGAAACCAAAGAAAAAUGCAUGCAAGAUUCGCGGAUCCCGAGCCUGCGUCCCCGGACAGUCCGGACAGGAUUGAUACGGAAUCGCUGGAGACGAGGAUCGAGGCUUUCAAGCAGAAUCCCCAGAAUAUGGCAGCUCUGCGGGAAGUGCUCGACGACGUGGUCCAGCGGGCCGAGUCGGAGGCCAACAGGCGAGCCGUUGAGAGCCAGAAAUCGCAACAGGGCAAGGAGAAGCGCCAGAGUUUCGCCAUACCAGAUUUUAAGAACGGCAAGGUGGUGAACCGAGCCCGCGGCUUUGUGGUGCGCAUCUUCGAUGCCAUCUGCAACUGUGCCAACAACAAUGCUGCGGCGGCCACGACGCGUUUCAAGCUGCGGAGCAACAGUGGCGGCGGCGGCGGCGGAGGAGGAGCUGGCGGCAACACUAGCAAGCGUCAGCAAUCCCAGGACGAGCCGGAGACCCUGGCCCUGACCAAGAAGAAGCCGGCCGGAGAGGGCAAGAAGAAGAAGGGCGUCAGCAUGGCCGACGACGUGCAGGCCGGCGUGCGACUUGUGGACUAAGAAAGCAAUAAAGGACCUCGGUGGAUCCUCCAAAGGGAAAAAAUAAUCAAAACCCAUCUACAAGCCCUCUACGAUCACAGCUUUUGCAUCCGCAUUCUGUCAUCCACGAAGUCUACUUGGAUCUCUGGACCCCUUCCUUGCUCAAACUAAAGCACAAAAUCUACUCCAUGAUGUCUUCCCCUGAAGACCCAAAAUAUUUGUAUAAGAAACAUAAAGUCCUAGAAAC